AUGAGAGAUCAGAGCCUUGUAUACACUUUGGAUGAAGCACUUUCUACGAUUAGGUUUGGGAAAUUCCAGGGUCUUGUGCUUGCGUAUGCUGGAUUAGGUUGGACUACAGAAGCCAUGGAAGUGAUGAUUCUCUCUUUUGUAGGACCAACUGUUCAGUCUGUGUGGGGACUCUCUUCUAGUGAAGAGAGCAUGAUAACAACUGUAGUCUUUGCUGGUAUGCUGAUUGGGGCAUUCUUGUGGGGUUUUGUAUCAGAUACAUAUGGAAGGAA
Molecule: messenger RNA, 269 nt
Organism: Ilex paraguariensis (yerba mate)
Lineage: Eukaryota; Viridiplantae; Streptophyta; Magnoliopsida; Aquifoliales; Aquifoliaceae
Source: the annotation of a GenBank genome assembly